AUGCCAAGACGAUGCACCAAAAACUCACACUCCGACGACUCUUUGAGCGAAGAUGAUGUACAAAGAAAGAGACAGAGAAAGAAUACAGAAAUACAAAUGGCAGUAUUCAUUCCCGCUUCACCCUCUAUCAAGCCCUCAUAUAUGUCAGAUAGUGACGAGCUUCUAGAAAGACUUACUACAGAACUGAAAGCGUUAUUUCUAAAAUGUCGGAAUAAUUCUGACGAACUAUAUAUGCAUCUUAUAGAACGAAUUUAUAGAGUAGACAUAAUCGUUGCCAAGAGAGAAGGCGUUUUUGCCAAGGCUGGUAAAAUUUUUAACGAUUGUCGAGACAAAUUUAAUAAAUCGAUUAAAAUAUUAGUGAAUAAGUACAAAGAGCAGCACAAAACCAGGGAAGGUGCAGCAAGUCAAGAAGAAAUCGAAGAGUUUAUUGAUGAUACCGUGUGGCGGACGUUAUUGUCCUCCAAUCUCGAUGCUACGAAAAGGGUCGAAAUUCUCGAUAAUCCGUAUACUACAUCUCGGCUAAAGAAAUUUGUCCAAGAAGCAUUUAAAAUCCAUCUCCGUGGAGGUUCGGAUGCUUCGCUCAAUGUCAAAACACUUGACUACAUUACCAUGGACUUGGAUAUUCCUACGCAGCUCGGUAUUGUCAAUGAAAUGGACGUUAGAAAACUCUUAAGCUGUGCAAGCAUAAAGAAUUCUCGAUAUAGACGAUUAGCGUCAUGA
Molecule: messenger RNA, 720 nt
Organism: Paraglomus occultum
Lineage: Eukaryota; Fungi; Glomeromycota; Glomeromycetes; Paraglomerales; Paraglomeraceae
Source: the annotation of a GenBank genome assembly